GACACGAAUCACAAACCAUCUGUGAACUGUGAUAACGCAAGAGUGCAGGACAUCUGCAGUCUCCGGUCGGUUGCUUAAAGGGCGAUAACGGGUUAAUGGAUUAGAGAAGAGUGUGCGUAGCGAUUUAAUGUGGUCAUGAGGACAAUAAUUGAAGUGCCAACGUUGUAGAACAGAGUGUUAUCCUACACUGAGGGGUGUGCUAAGUGAAAGUACUCAUCGAGUGUGUUGAUUUUCAGUCCAACGCAACAGGUGGCUGCCGAGUGAAGUACAGUGAAGUGUGGGGUGCUUCAACCCACCCGCAUAAGUGUAAAUUGUCGGGGCGAGAUCCUAUCGUCAGGGACAAGCAUGAUUCCUCGAAGCUUUCGCACGUUGGCGGUGGUUAUCCCAUUAUUGAUAGGCGCUGUUACUCUGGUCCACGCUGACGAUAGCGGCGGAUCGAACCCGAGUGCACCGAGUAAGCUGGAUGAUUAUGUGCUUACCACUCAGUCCGAGUGUUAUAAGUCGAAACGGUUGGUGUCCUGCUUCAAGUAUCGGAUCUCGCGGUACAUUUGGUCGUUCGCGUCUGGCCGCAUGAACUGGUUACUGCCCGAGGACCAGGCUUACGAGGGUGGAAAUGGGUUGCGAUUAGUGCGGCUUAACGAACUACAGGAGGACGAUGUGUUCCCGGAGGCACGGCAGAUAUCACCGUACGACAAUGAAAUCAUGAAGGCAGCGAAAUUCCUGCAGCGUUCGCUCAACACCUUCAUCGCCGCCCACGGACUGCGGAUCGGCAUGGGCUCGGACAGUGGCGCUCGCUUCAUAGACGACGUCGACGACUUCGACGGCCGGGGCAAGAAGAAGAAGAAGUGGAGUAUGAUCCUGCCGUUGGCGUUGAUGCUGAAGCUGGUGCACAUGAAGCUGCUGCUGAAGCCCAUCCUGCUCGGUGUCGGUCUAAUACAGGUGCUGCUCAUUGCCGGUGGCCUUAUUAUAUUCAAUUACUUCCGACACAGCAGUAUCUGCCGGCUGCAGCCGCAUGUGGUGCACUCGCACUCGCACAUUGCCGCCGAAUCGUCCCCAGAUAUUUCCUAUGCAGCCUACGGAGCCUAUCCAUCCUACUCGGCCUCACCGUACUCCACAUACGGCAAGGAUUGGGCUACCAAUCGAGCUUACAGUGCAUAUAAUUUUCUAGAUGCAAUCGACAAUCACAAAAUUUAAUAGCUUGGGCAAUGCUCACAAGUUAAAAAAUCAGGACAUCUAAUUUUCCAAUUUUCACACAUCUUGUUAUAAGCUGAGCUCUAUUCAGCCACUCCAAAUAAUCAUCAUCUAAUAGUAUGUCAAACUAUAAUUCUUCUCUAAUUAUAAUCAUCCAACUCUUCUUCUAUAAAAAGAAAAACUAAUUUUUCCACUUUAUUAUCAUUAACAACCUUGAUAACACUCCAUCUUCCUUUUACUAACCAAUACUAGUCUCUGAUCCCUCGUAGCUACCAGAUUACUCUUAACGCACUUUCUAAAGUUCCCCUUCAGUUUUCGUUGGAAUCGGAAGUGGGAGCUGAAGGAAUAUUGUAGCUUUAAAAAGCGAAACCUAUUUAUAUAUUUAUUUAUUUAUUUAUUGAAUUAUCCAUUGCCCUACUAACUAAAAAAGCGUACGGCAAGUAAUGCCCAUCUUUUUUGGCAUCCCAGGUUCCCACUAAUUUAAUAUUUUUAGCAUCCGAACGGGAGGAGUGAAGCCAGCCCAAGCUGAGCCGUUAUUCAUAAUGAAGCCCGAGAGUAAAUAAAAUGACAAACAAGAAUAA
Messenger RNA from Armigeres subalbatus, 1772 nucleotides. RefSeq lists its product as uncharacterized. NCBI's taxonomy places the organism in Eukaryota, Metazoa, Arthropoda, Insecta, Diptera, Culicidae. Bases 346 to 1194 code for a protein of 282 amino acids. The transcript has 3 exons. Gene Ontology annotation, cellular component: membrane. The record is from RefSeq and is a predicted model, not a curated record.